AUGCCUGAUAUGUGGUUUUGGGUGAGUGGAUGGGUUCUAAUUUUAGUCACUGUGAUCGGCAAUGGUCUUGUGAUUUACCUCGUCAUGACAAAACCUCGUCUCCAUACCCCCGCCAAUUGGUUUAUCUUAUCGCUGGCUGUGGCCGAUCUGUGUGCAGGGUUAGCAUUCUUUCCACCCAUGUUCGGCGCCAAAUUCUUCUACACCGUCGACCUCACCCAUGCUGGUCUCUUUUUCAAGGUCAGCUUCGCCUUCUUGUAUUGCUCCAACACCAAUCUCUUCGCCAUGACGGUCGACCGCUUCCUUGCCAUCACAAAGCCUUUGCGGUACAUGUCUUACAUGACGAAAGAAACUGUUUGGGCAAUGAUUAUUACGGCUUGGACUGGCCCAUUUCUACUCUUCUUUUUGCCUUCCAUCUUCACUUACAAUCACAAUCCGACAUUUACCAUGUUCGUGGAAAUAUCCCGAGUGCUCAUUUUCCAGAUUCUGCCCCUCGUUAUCUUUGUCGCUGCGACUUCUCAUCUCCUUCGCAUUGCCUGGAAAGUCAACCGCCAGACACGGGAAAUGAUUUCUCAAGUCCGCCACAACCAUGCUGUGAACAUGAGUGGACAGAACAUCCAGCGACCUGCAGUAUUCAGAGUGCAACACAGGAGUUCCACCGUUUUGAUCAUAUUGGUGAUGACCGCCUUCAAUAUCACGUACCUCGGAGGGAAUUACCGCUGUCUCUGCUUUCUCACUAAUUUAUGUCCCUUCGCAGGGACGCUCAGAUAUAUGGUUUAUCUGGUGCUGAUUGCCAACACUGCUGUCAAUCCAGUUCUCUAUUCCUUCUUUAAGAGUGAUAUUCAAAAAGAACUAUUUAAGUUGUUCUCAAGGUAG
Messenger RNA from Pocillopora verrucosa, 873 nucleotides. RefSeq names its product beta-2 adrenergic receptor-like. The record is from RefSeq and is a predicted model, not a curated record. Lineage: Eukaryota; Metazoa; Cnidaria; Anthozoa; Scleractinia; Pocilloporidae. Gene Ontology annotation, biological process: G protein-coupled receptor signaling pathway. Gene Ontology annotation, molecular function: G protein-coupled receptor activity. Gene Ontology annotation, cellular component: plasma membrane.